Messenger RNA from Oenanthe melanoleuca, 7803 nucleotides. It is a transcript of the gene PPP2R5E, whose product is annotated as protein phosphatase 2 regulatory subunit B'epsilon. Gene Ontology annotation, biological process: protein dephosphorylation; signal transduction. The record is from RefSeq and is a predicted model, not a curated record. Lineage: Eukaryota; Metazoa; Chordata; Aves; Passeriformes; Muscicapidae. The transcript is spliced from 14 exons. Gene Ontology annotation, molecular function: protein phosphatase activator activity. Bases 1898 to 3433 code for a protein of 511 amino acids. Gene Ontology annotation, cellular component: nucleus; cytosol; protein phosphatase type 2A complex.
UCAGGUGCCAGAGGCUGUCCUGUGGGUGCUGCCCUGUGCCUGGGGCAGCACCAGAACCUUCUGAGGCAGUUGUAGGUGACAGUUGGGGCAGGCAGGGACAGUUGGGGAGGGGAGUUGGCCCAGCAGUGCAGCACAAAGCCCCAGGAAGGUAAGAGAUAAACAGGCAGCAAAGGAAAGGGAACAAAAAAAAUUCAGAAAACUUGGCUUAAAGGAGUGCCUGGGGCCUGGAGGCAAGUUAAGAUGCUGGGGGAGGGGAACAAAGGAGGAACAAACCCAGGAAUUGGGGAAUAAGUGAGAGCAGUGCUGUGCUGGAGGAGACAGCUAGCCAGCUGCCAAGGCCAGCAAGCUCCUGCUUAUCUUGCCAUGUUGACUACAGAAACAGACUUCAAAUGACGCAGUGUCUAUAAACAGAGAGGAAGAAUUAGUUCCCAUUAUGGUAGUUGUGUCUAUGACCCUAAAAUGCUUACCCCACACCCAGCAGGAAUUCAUUUCCUGAGGGCCUGACAGUGCCAUGGCACAGCUGAUAUGAGUGGGAGCAGGAGGAAGGAGUAACCAGCACUUGCUUGUUAUUAGGGAAACUUGGUAUGGCAAUUGCAAACACUGCCUAAAAGCCACACCAUUCCUCCCCAAAACCAAAAACAUGAAUCAGGAGUCAACUACAGAGUAAACAGACUUAAGUAGAAUUCUUUCUUGUUACAGGUGAAUUGGAUUCAAAAGUAAAUAAAAAAAGUCUCAGAUUGUGCCCUUUCAAUCACAGUGAUGGAUCAGGACUGUUACUUUGAUGCAGGCUCCACAAUGUUCAUUUUUGUUAAAAGAUGUAUCAGAAAAGCCUUGCUCACAUGCUGAUUUGCCUCUUCAAACAGCUCUGCUGCUUCCUCCAUCACUUUCUCUGGCUGGUCUUUUUCCUGAUGGUUUGAAUAAUUAGUUCUCUGGGGAGACCAAGUCUUUUCUUGCUUCCUAGUAUUGGAACAGGGAAUAUAUGGACUAAUCCCAUGGUACACUGGUAAUGCUCCUUUUGACAUAUAGGAGAUCAUUUAUGGAGCAUUAUGUGACCCUUCCUGUAGACAAAUAGAUGCCACAUGUGCCAGGUGAAACAAGCUCCAGCUAGAUCCAUUUAUGUUUAUCACUCAGUACAGCAGGACUUCCACAGUGGUAUCUCUGCAGCAAUCCUGUUUGAUAAGCUGCUCUGCAAAGAGCAGAAUGCCAAUGUGGAUGAAAGCUCCUGUAUUCCUGCCUGGGUGGCCAUAACAGAUGGUCUAUAGUGGAACUCCAGUCACACAAAAAAACGUGAAGUGCCACGAAUCUGAGUCACUGGUACAAAAAUCUCUGUUAUGAAGGGCUCUUGACUGCUGUUCUGACUGUCUGGGUGCUAAGGAGCAGAGCUGAACUGGUGAGGAUCCGGCCCUAAAAAUUCCUUUCCACCUAUUUUUAAAAAGCCCUUUUGUAAGAGAGUGAGGUAGUUUAAGUUUUAAAAAGAAUAGGUUUGUCUUGCACCUUUGAUAGCAAUGGAAAGACACUGAUCAAAAGGAUUUAUUAUUGCUUGUAGAUCUCCAGGAAGUGCUGCAUGUACUGAAUGUGCACUCAUUUUCAUAUAUAUGCCCACACACUUGUAUGGGAGAUGUUGGUCAUGUGAACUUUUAUCUGAGGAAAUUUAGCUUUUAUCCUUGCAAACUGGUAUUACAUGUAUUUAUACAAACACAUACAUAAACAUGUACAGAUACACAUCUGCUGUAAAACAGGUUUAAAACACCUCUAAGUACUCAGUAUUCAAUCUCUGCUUGGGAUUCAUGUAAUAAUUUUGAAAGUAGCAAUUUUUACAAAAUACAAGCUAAACAGAGAAUAGAAGGACAAGUAACAGUACCCCUUUGAAACAUCAGCAGUUUUACAUUCAUACCUUAUGUUGUGUUCUGAAAUCUCAUCACAGAUGAGGACUUCACAGAUUAAAGUAGAAAAAAGAAAGCGACCAGGAGAUAAAUGGGAAGCCUACUGUGUAAAAUCUGAUGGCCACAUGAUAAAAAAAAGUAGGGAUAUGUCCUCAGCACCAACUACUCCUCCAUCAGUGGAUAAAGUAGACGGAUUUUCUCGGAAGUCCGUCAGAAAAGCCAGACAGAAGAGGUCACAAAGCUCCUCCCAGUUUAGGUCUCAGGGCAAGCCUAUCGAGUUAACUCCCCUGCCUCUGCUAAAAGACGUUCCAUCUUCAGAGCAGCCUGAAUUGUUCCUAAAGAAACUUCAACAGUGCUGUGUCAUUUUUGACUUCAUGGACACGCUUUCAGACCUUAAAAUGAAAGAAUACAAGCGCUCCACUCUUAAUGAACUGGUGGACUACAUUACAAUAAGCAGAGGCUGUUUGACAGAGCAGACUUACCCUGAAGUAGUUAGAAUGGUAUCUUGCAAUAUCUUCAGAACUCUCCCACCUAGUGACAGCAAUGAAUUUGAUCCAGAAGAAGAUGAGCCCACCUUGGAGGCAUCGUGGCCGCAUUUACAGCUUGUAUAUGAGUUUUUCAUACGAUUUUUGGAAAGCCAAGAAUUUCAGCCCAGCAUUGCCAAAAAGUACAUAGAUCAGAAAUUUGUAUUGCAGCUGUUGGAGCUGUUUGACAGCGAAGACCCUCGAGAACGAGACUACCUAAAAACAGUCUUGCACAGAAUUUAUGGCAAGUUCCUGGGUCUUAGAGCAUUUAUCCGAAAACAGAUUAAUAAUAUUUUUCUACGAUUUGUUUAUGAAACUGAACACUUCAAUGGCGUAGCUGAACUGUUGGAAAUUUUAGGAAGUAUUAUCAAUGGUUUUGCUUUACCUCUCAAGGCAGAGCAUAAACAGUUUCUGGUGAAGGUGCUGAUCCCUUUACACACUGUCAGGAGUUUAUCACUCUUCCAUGCACAGCUGGCGUAUUGCAUAGUACAGUUUCUGGAGAAAGACCCCUCACUCACAGAACCAGUCAUUAGAGGUUUAAUGAAAUUCUGGCCAAAAACCUGCAGUCAGAAAGAGGUUAUGUUCCUAGGAGAGCUAGAGGAAAUCUUGGAUGUAAUUGAACCAUCACAAUUUGUCAAAAUCCAGGAACCCUUGUUUAAACAAAUUGCCAAGUGUGUCUCUAGCCCUCAUUUUCAGGUGGCUGAAAGAGCGCUGUAUUAUUGGAAUAAUGAAUACAUCAUGAGUUUGAUAGAGGAGAACUCAAACGUUAUACUUCCCAUCAUGUUUUCCAGCCUUUACAGGAUUUCUAAAGAGCACUGGAAUCCGGCUAUUGUGGCUUUAGUCUACAAUGUGUUGAAGGCAUUUAUGGAGAUGAACAGCACCAUGUUUGACGAGCUGACAGCAACUUACAAGUCAGAUCGUCAGCGUGAGAAGAAGAAAGAGAAAGAGCGUGAAGAACUGUGGAAAAAACUGGAGGAUUUGGAAUUAAAGAGAGGUCUUAGACGUGAUGGGAUAAUUCCAACUUAACAAAAAAACAAAACAGCAUUAUUAACCUGUGGAGUCACACAUUUAUGUAGUAGAAGAUGGAGCAACAGUUUUCUGUAUUGUGCAACUUUACAGUAGAUUUCACAUUUGUUUCAUUAUUACAACAGCACUGUAUAUACCUGUCUCUAAGUAAAGGAAAAAAAUAAGGACUUUAAUCCAAAGUUUGGACAACAGAUGGACUUCUCAGAACUUUGCAAACAUAAUCAUUGUUUUAACCCUUCUUUAAAACCAGUCUUCAAAGAUCUGUUGAUGAAAAUUGCAAUGUCAGAUUCCAUUGUCAGGACCUGUUCCUUAUUUAUCGUUAGCAGAGAGUAUAAUACAACUUUCAAAUGUGAACAAUCUUAAAAUUUAGCUUGUCUUUCUGCUAAACUGUUAUGUGUAUUUAUAGUAAAAGAGAAAAAAGACUGUCAUUUCCUUAUGAGUUUGUGUAACAUCCUCCUUCUCUGGAUAACUUUACUGUAAUUUGACUUUCUUUUCCUUUUGCAUAUCUUCAUAAGUUGAAUGUCCAUUCAGAUCAGGGCCAUGAAGAACUUUGGUCCUGAAUAAAAGUUUUGUUUACUGGUGUGAGCAUUUUUUAGUACCAGGCUGUCUCUGGUGCUUCCUUAAUUUGAACAUUAGGAAGUAAAAAACAAGUAGGUGAUAAACAUAGUAGGAAAAAGAGCUUUGGAUUCGUGCACCUAUUUAUUGAAAAUCCAAAUUCGUGUCCACAAUCCUUGGAAAAACAAAAAGGGCAGUGGUAACACCCUGGACUUAGUAGCUAACCAGUAUUAGUGAUGCAGCAUUGGACACAGGUAGAGUUGGUUUAGAAACACCAAUUGCUAAAUUAUUACAGUAUGUUCUUAUUGGACCAUUCAGAAAGAAUAAAGAUACAUGCUAAACAACACAAGCUGAAAUUGAUCUCCAGUGGUCAUGGAUUUAAUUGGAAAUUGAGUCGAGAUAGCAGUUUGGACAGUUUGGAGUUGUUGCCUUACUUUUUAAUAUGUAUUUAUAAAGUGUUCCAGCAAAAGAGGAUGUAGCCUCUAAGAAACAUACUCUAGUGUUUUUGUGGUUCUAGUACUAUUACUCAUCACAGUACCAGCCCUAUGGUCUUAGCUGGAAAGGAUUCUGGAUAAUACAUUUCUGCAUUCUCAUCUGGAUGCUCAUUCCUAACUACUGUAUUUGUUACCAAAAGUGGUUCUACAAAUGCUACUGAGAAAAAAAAAAAAAAAGAUUCUGGAAAUCCUAAUGUUCUGAGUAUUAAUAAUAAAGUUUAAAAUGCUUUUAUAUCAAAGGUGCAUUGUGACCAAAUUGUUUAAAACAAAAGAGGAAAAAAAUACAAAAAACAAAGAAGAGGGCUGUAUUAUAAAUAUACAUUAUUGGCUAUCUGCUUUGUAUUUGAAAGUGGAAUCUUACAUCUUUGGUAGGUAAAAUGCUGAUAAGACUUAUGUACAGUAUAUAUUUAGCUAAUGCAGUUGCAUUAUUCUAUACCGGAAGGUAUGUGUUUCAGGAUUUUUCUCCAGGAUGCUUUUGAACUGUUAUAGACAUAUGACAACAGUGAAUUGAUAAUCCUAAACCAUCAAUCCAGCAGUAUUUACAGUAUAAAAAUGAAUUGGUGUUCAUGAGUCGUUGUGAUAGUUGCAAACAUGAAUUUAUGACCUGUUGCCAUUGAUAGAAAUACAGUAUAAAUACAAGCUUGUAUAUUUUUCUUCCUACCAUUUAAAUAUACAGUAGAAUUUGAAGUUUUCUUGUUUUCAGGCACGGAAAAAAGGUAAAAAAGAAUUCCCUCCUAGAUUACUGACUGUUUCAGGAUUAUCAGGUCACAGUUUGUACUCCUGGGUCUGCACACACAAAUGUUGUAAACUCAAGGUUUUGUAAGAACUUGACACUGUUAAUUCUGGGAAAAAAAAAAAAAAAAAAAAAGUGGAAUUAGUCAUAUGCAACACCAAACACAACAUGAUUUUAUGGGAUUAUUAUGAGCUUCUUUUAAAAACAUUGACUGGGACGCAAUGUAAAUUAGGCAGUUACUGUCAUAGUUGAAACAUUUUAUUUUAAAGUGCUGAAGCAAAGGUGCAAGCUGAAAUACUGAAGAUUAAAUAAAUUUAUAACAAAUCAUGUCCCUUAGCCCGUUGAUUUUGACAGUCUUUUAUUUCUGUUACCAAAAGAAAAAAACCAAACUUUCUAGUGUGAUUUCUGUGUGAAAUGUUCAUUCACAGUAUGAGAGGGUGGACUCAAACUCAUGCUCAAAGACUAUGUUCCAUUGUGAAAAACUGAGAAAGGAUGGAGGAAUAAAACUUCUUGUUUUUUCACCUGGUGGAGUAAAACACAACAAUGUGAAAUUAGAAAAAGCACCUUGUCCUGUACUUAGAGUUUAGGUGAGUGUUGUUUGUUCAUAUCUAUUUUUGGUUUUGCCAUGUCAUCCUGCUAUUGACCAUACAAAACUGAGGAGAACCUGGUGGGUUGCAAUAUUUCGUGGCCUCUGCCGCGGGGACAGCGGGGAGUGUCUGACGUUUAUAGAUGAUUUAUCACUUCUGAGAAGGAAUGUUCCUUUAAGGAGAAGAUGAUGUGCUGUUGUUGUGAAGUCACUUGACUCUAAAGGCUGGGUGAUGCACCUGAAGAAGCACCUGCUGCCAGGAUCCCGCGUGUGCCGCAGUCCCAGCGAUGCCCGGCCCCACGGGGCUCCCACUGCUCCCGCUGGAGCUGCAGGAGGAGGAAGAGGAAGGCAGCCCGAGGGCACAAGUGUGAUCAGUGCAUCAGAAAUUACACUUCUGUUUGCUUCUUGAGUCCCACAAGCCACCUUUGUUUGUGUCCGUGUUGUUGAUGACUGCUCGUCCGGCAGGCGUUGGGUGGUGCUGCUGUCCUGGGCCACAUUGGUCUGGGGGAAGGGGUGAGCACUGCUCACAGGAAGGAGCUGCAAGGGCACUGGGUCAUGGGGAUGUAACAGCUGUGCAAGUAAAGUUCCUCUCAUACACUCUGAAUUGACCACACGUUGCUUUCUUCAUCUUGCACGUCUCCCUUGCUGUUUUCCUUUCGUUGCUUUCGAGUGUUUUUUGUCUCUCUUCCAAAGGCUGGAAUGCUUUAAAUAAAAGUAUUCUAAUGCCAUUGGAGCAUUCGCUAGUAGGGUUACAGUAAAUUUAAUCUUGGUUUUGUUAGCAUAAGUAAAAGGAUUUAAUUUAUUUUUUUAUCUGUUCUCAUAUAUGGAAAAAUUGAGGAUGUUGGAGCCAAGAAUUGCUUUAGUAAGAAAUGCAGCAGCUGUACUUACACUGUAUGUGCAUAAGUACAGCCUUAGGCUCUCUCACUUGAUGGAAAAGAAAAUACAUUAGGAGCUCUAAAAAGCUCUUCAUUGUUUUGUGAGGAGUGGGAAAGAUGAGAUUCUUCUCCCCCAAGUAAAGCUGACAUAAUUUCCUUUUAGUUCUAUCCUUAAAAACAAAGAUGCCCUUUUUUCUUAAUUGUGUGACACCACUAUCCCAAAGCAGUUGCCCUUAAAGAAGACAAAGGUGAUGAAUGUUUUUAUUUACUCGUAGCUUUUCAAAUUUGGCCCAUGUGCUUCCCUUAGCAGCUGGAGUGAGCCAUGAGUUAGUUUUUCCUAGCUGGUAUGUGCAGCAGAUUUUAUGUAGCCCAGUUUUCCAUUUUGAACUCGAUGAAACAGCAUCUUGAGACAGAAUGGAACUACUUUUGGUUGAAAACUUUUAUCCAAGUGUUGCUUCCCGUCCACAGAAGCGUACGCUUUUUAUCACGACCUCUGUAAGAGUUUUUGUUACUUGGAUCACCUGCUGUAAAUAUGUUGUAUUCAUAACCUCAUGGAGCCAUGAGGAGUUUUCAAAUAUAAAUAGUACCAAUACAUUUCUUGUUGUUGUCCUAUUUUUGAUUGUAGUACAGCAAAUGACCUGUCACGCUUUUUGUUUCAAGGUUAGCAUUAGAUUCAUAGAUCUUAAUAUUUUAGCAUUUCAUUGUUUAAGCAGGAGAGGGCAGCAAAAGUUCAUUUUUCCCCAUAGGAAUGCUCUGGUCCCAUUACUGUUUUUAAACUUAGGUGCAUCUAUCUGUGGGUAGGGGGGAAAAACGAAACUUUUUUAUAUAUAUUAAAAGGUGCAUAUGAAAAUAUAUAGACUGGUCCAACCAGACUGUGAAAAUGUCUUCUACUCUACAUCCAAGUAAUAAUAAAAAUAUCUUCCGCCUCUGGAUAAAGUACAAGCAGGUCUUAAACUCCUGGAUUCAAAUGUCAUUCUUUGGAAACAGUUUACUUUCUUAAAAAUGGUAUCAAAGAAACUCAAACUCAAUGGUGCUCCCAGCCAUAAAUGUGUUAUUUUCCUCUUUUGCACAUGCUCAAGAGGCUCUGUACUGUGGGUGCAUCUAAAUAAAGAAGCAAUGAAGUGUUU